Messenger RNA from Sordaria macrospora k-hell, 4305 nucleotides. NCBI's taxonomy places the organism in Eukaryota, Fungi, Ascomycota, Sordariomycetes, Sordariales, Sordariaceae. The record is from RefSeq and is a predicted model, not a curated record.
AUGCCGCCGGCGAAACGAGUAAAAAGCAGCGCGAAUGCAGACAAAGGGCCAGCCGCCGGCUCGGGACGGCCCACCACCCAGGACUUGGAAGGAGACAGCGAGUUUGCCAACCUUGCGCGCCAACAUUGGCUGAAGACAACGAAACGCGCCGACGAGGUCAAGGUCAAGGUCAAGAACGAUGUGCUCAAGAGCGAGAUCUGGGACGCCCUAGAGAAGGAUGGCUUCCCUCUCAAAUCCCUCUACCUCUGGCCCGGUUACGGUGAAGAUUCGUCCAAUUACCAUGUCCUCCUGAUUGUUCUGAUAGUCAAUGCCAAGCGCAGGGAAAGACUGGACGCAUGGGGCCUCUUCAAUGACCGCCCAACUGACUUCUCCGACCUCUUCCGCCGCGCCCUGUCCAUGACCCUCGACGACUCGCUAUCUUGGAGCAUCAGGACCCAAGUCCUCCAGUUUAUCAUAUACGCCUUUGAGAGCUUGGACUGCACCAUUGUCCGGAAGGAAUGCGCACCCCUGGUCUCGAUAUCGAUCUGGCACAAUCUGUCCACCGAAGAGAAGCGCAACGAGCUGCUGGAUUCGAACACACACCUGAGGAAAGCCUGGAGGGCAUCCGCCAAGCGAUAUGAUGUGGCGGAUGAUGCAGGAAAAGCCCGCUUGCGAUUCGAGAGGGCAUGGCUGUACAGCUCCGUCCUGGAAUUCUUCAGGGUUCUUUAUAACCCAACCGCCAAACAAGACCAGGUUAUGUACUGCGAGCAUUUCCUCGAGCUCCUGAUAGAUGUCCUCAGCCAGCUCCCAACAAGACGCUACGUCAACACCCUGCUCCAAGACCUCCAUAUCUUGCCGGCUCUGCACCUAUCACCAAUGUACAACGAUGAAGGAAACGGUCUGUUGCGGGAUCUCACCAAGCUCCUCUCGCACUUCGUGUACUUUAUGGUGGAUGACCAGACAGGAGUUCAGUAUAGCAAGACCGAGGCGUACGAUCAGCAUUGCGCCAGGCUCGCAAAGCUACAAAGGACAUCCUUGAAACACUUCAAAGACAAGCUGACAGUGCUUGCUUUGUCCAAUUACGGCUCCAUCGACAAGAGAUCUGACCUUUUUGGGCUGCUGGAUGUCUUGACCGACGAAGAGCUCACCGAGUUGUCUCGGUUACUAGGAAUGCGAAUCAGCUACCCAGGAUCUUCGACCUUAGUGGUGGACCGGAGGUUCUUGAUGGAGGUGCUAUUGUCAACAUUCGAGCGUCACAAGACCUUCCAAGAAGAGGCGGCUGAGCUGAGUGUUCUUCCCACGGAAGAGACGCUCUUUGAGACUGGUCUGGGAAGGACCGAUUACUAUGAUGGUUCGCGACCUUUGGCGCUGCCAAAAGUGAAUCUGCAGUAUCUCACAGUAGGAGACUUCCUUUGGCGGUCGCUGACCCUAUAUCGUUGCGAGGCAUUCUAUGCUAUCCGACAAGAUGUCGAGGCAGCCUUGACAAGGCUAAAACCUGAGGCUCGGCGCACCGGUGAAACUGUAUUCACGGGUUUCUCAAGGAUGGCUUUGCCAAUCGGCAAGCCAACAGUACUUGAUGUCGUCCCGCCGCUUGUCGGUACUGAUGUCCCUUCGACUGUAAAGGCUGAAGUAACCAUCGACUUGCGUAAACUGACAGAGCAUGUUCGCCGUGACUGGGACGCUCUUCGGCCCGAUGACGUGUUGUUCCUGGUCGAAGUAAAUGCUUCCAAGGCAAAGAAGGUUGAAAACGGCGGGGCACCUCUUAGCGAGGCCGAAAGACUGGGGUUGGUGACUGUCCGGACGGCAGAGGUGAUCCAGAUAAUGGAUGACAGAGGUCGAGCGGUCCGCGAUGCUCAAGCAUACUUUGAGAACCACAAUCGGAGCUACACAAGAAAGAUCCAGGUUCGUUUGGAUGCUCAUGCCUACAAGCGGGACUCGGAGGGUAAGCGGAACGUAUAUGAGGGAAUCAACCUUAUCGUCCGUCGAAGCGGUCGUGAGAACAACUUCAAGCCGGUCUUGGAGUCGAUCCGUGACCUCGCCCUCUCCGAAGUACCUCUCGCUCCAUGGAUGCAUGAGGUAUUCCUGGGAUAUGGUGAUCCAGCUGGGGCAACAUACAAGAACCUUCCCAACAGGAUAAAGAAGUUGGACUACCGCGAUACAUUCCUAGACUGGGAGCAUUUGAUCGAGUGUUUGCCCGGCAAGAAUGUUGAGCCCAGCGAGGAUGUAUCUGGAACCAUCAACCCCCCUUUCAUCCUCGAGACUGUUGAGAAACCGGCCGAGGAGGGAACCUCCAAGCCUUCCAAGAAGAGGAGGCGGGAUGCCGAGCCUGCUCUCAUAUCCGAGAUAGAGACAGUGAAGGUUUCGACUUACAAGCCUCCAAACAACGGGCCAUAUCCCAUCGAUGCGCCCAAACUCAACUCCGUCCGGUUCACCCCCAAGCAGGUAGAAGCCAUCAUCUCUGGCUCUCAACCUGGCCUCACGGUUGUUGUCGGCCCUCCUGGAACAGGCAAGACCGAUGUUGCCACCCAGAUCAUCAACAACAUAUACCACAACUUCCCUGAACAGAAGACUCUGCUCAUAGCACACAGCAACCAGGCUCUGAACCAGCUCUUCGCCAAGAUUGUAGCGUUGGAAAUUGAUGAGCGUCAUCUUCUACGUCUAGGACAUGGUGAGGAGGACUUGGAAACCGAGGGCAGCUUCAGCAAGCACGGACGAGUGGAAUCCUUCCUUGAGAACCGUGAUCGGUAUCUCCUUGAAGUCAAUCGCCUCGCUGCCAGCAUAGGAGCACCUGGUGCCCACGGAAACUCGGCCGAGACAGCAGGCUAUUUCAAUAAGGUCUAUGUCCAACCCGCAUGGGCCAAGUUCAGCGACAUUGCGAAGGCUGAAGACGCAACCCCUGAGGACAUCGUCAAGGCAUUCCCUUUCCACUACUACUUUGCCGACGCGCCCCAGCCUUUGUUCCCUCCUGAUGCCGAUGUCGACACUGUCCGGGAGAUUGCCAACGGCUGUUAUCGCCACAUCUCCAAGAUCUUCACCGAGCUUGCUGAUGUUAUGCCCUUUGAAAUCCUCCGCCGGGAUCGCGAUAAGGAAAACUACCUCCUGACCAACGAAGCCCGCAUCAUCGCCAUGACCUCCACCCACGCUGCCAUGCGCCGUGGUAAGAUUGCCGCUCUGGACUUCCACUACGACAACGUGGUCAUGGAAGAAGCCGCUCAGAUCACCGAAAUCGAGAACUUCAUCCCCUUCGCCAUGCAGAAGCCCAAGGACGGCAAGGCCCCGCUCCAACGCAUUGUCCUCUGCGGCGACCACUAUCAGAACUCCCCCGUUAUCCAGUCUCUCGCCUUCCGCCACUACGUCAAUCUUGAGCAGUCCCUCUUCUCCCGCCUCGUGCGCCUCGGCGUGCCCACCAUCAACCUCGACCUCCAGGGCCGCGCCAGGCCCUCCAUCUCGGGUCUCUACAAGUGGCGUUACCCAUCGCUCAACGAUCUGCCGCACACCAUGACGGCUACCGAGUUCCUCACUGCCAACGCCGGUUUCAAAUACGAGUACCAGUUCAUCGACGUCCCUGACUACAAGGGCCAGGGUGAGAGCGAGCCGACGCCGCACUUUAUCCAGAACUUGGGCGAGGCAGAGUACGCAGUGGCCAUCUUCAUGUACAUGCGUUUGUUGGGCUACCCCGCAGAGAAAAUCAGCAUCCUCGCUACUUACGCCGGACAGAGGGCGUUGAUCAAGGAUGUGUUGGGUCACCGUUGCGCGAAGAACCCCAUCUUCGGAUUGCCCAGGAUCGUCACGACGGUGGACAAGUACCAGGGCGAGCAGAAUGAUUACAUCAUCCUCUCCCUAACCCGCACGUCCCGCGUCGGCUACCUCCGCGACAUCCGCCGCCUAACCGUCGCCCUCUCCCGCGCCCGUCUCGGUCUGUACAUUCUCGGCCGCCGCUCCGUCUUCGAGUCGUGCUACGAGCUCCGCGAAGCCUUCGAGCUGCUCCUCCAGCGCCCGGACAAGUUGACCCUCGUCACCGGCGAGCUGUGGCCUUCGCAGCGUGUGCUGGCUGAUGAGGUUGGCAAGGAAGGACUCGAGGGAGAGACGGCCAUGGAGGGCGUGGAGCAUCUGGGACAGUACGUGUUUGAGAUGACCAAGACCAGGAUCGAACAGUUGAAGGAGGAAGGGAAGCAAUUGCCUGCUCCUACUGAGGAGGGCGAGGGACAGGUGGAGGUAGUGGCUGCGGACGGGGAGGAUGGUGCUGAGGUUGUGGAGUUGGCGAUGCCGGAUGAGGAGGAGGUCGAGGCUGUUAGAGCUGAAGGGUUUGAGGCUGAGGAGGAUUGA